AUGCUGCAACCUCUAAGCAGUAUUUAUGCUGAUAACAUGUAUAAUAGUGAAGCUCACGCUUUAAUGGACAUAAGAAACCGAUUAAGCGGAACUGAAAAUUGUAUGCCAAAAUGGGGCCUAACCGACAACCAUUGCAAUUGGUCGAACAUCGUCUGCGACAAAUCAGGUUUUGUUGAUGGCAUCUAUCUUACUAGUAAUUGUAAGGAGUUAGAAGGUGUUCUUGCCGACUUCACCGACGGGCUUGCCAACUUAACUCACCUGCAGCAUCUGAUGAUAUCUGAUACUAAAAUUAGUGGUCCAAUACCCAGUAGCUUCGGAACGCUUGUCGGUUUGACUGAAUUGUACCUUCUUUCAAACCACCUGUACGGGACCAUUCCAUCUGAGUUGGGCAACUUGAUUAACUUAGAAUCCUUAUCCUUAUCAUUCAACAGCCUCACAGGCAACAUUCCGUCGACAUUGGGCCAACUGCAGAAUUUAAAAACCUUGUAUCUGAGUUACAACACAUUGAGUGGCGAAAUACCUUCGGAAUUGACCAAUAUCCCAACCUUUCCACUAUU
Messenger RNA from Striga hermonthica, 557 nucleotides. The record is from the annotation of a GenBank genome assembly. Lineage: Eukaryota; Viridiplantae; Streptophyta; Magnoliopsida; Lamiales; Orobanchaceae.